CCGGUGCCUGCAGCCCACCCUCCCUCCCGCACAGCCCGGCUGGAACGGGAGAGGCGGACGGCAGGCCCGGGUGGGCCGGGGUCCCGUGGGCGCCCUCCCCUUCCUCCCCGAUUGCCCGCCACGGCGCCCGCCGGGCUUUCCCCCCCGGAACCCGGUACCAGCGGGGCGAACGGCUCCCCCGGUGCUUUGUGUAUGUUCAGAGACGAGAUGAUGAAAGCAGGAGGGCAAACGGCCAUGGAGAUGGAACAGGCCGAUGGCUGCUCGUCAGCCUGCCAGAGGGUCCCCGGACCUCGGGAUCACGGACCCGGGUAUAUACAAGCUGAACCACCAACCAACAAGUCUCUGUCUAGCCUGGUUGUACAAUUACUACAAUUUCAGGAAGAAGUUUUUGGCAAACAUGUCAGCAAUGCACCGCUCACUAAACUGCCUAUCAAAUGUUUUCUAGAUUUCAAGGCAGGAGGUUCCCUGUGCCACAUUCUUGCAGCUGCCUACAAAUUCAAGAGUGACCAGGGAUGGCGGCGUUAUGAUUUCCAAAAUCCAUCACGCAUGGACCGCAAUGUGGAAAUGUUCAUGACCAUUGAGAAAUCAUUGGUACAGAAUAAUUGCCUGUCUCGACCUAACAUUUUUUUGUGCCCAGAAAUUGAGCCCAAACUGCUAGGGAAAUUAAAGGAUAUUAUCAAAAGACACCAGGGAACAGUCACUGAGGAUAAGAAUAAUGCCUCCCACGUUGUGCAUCCUGUCCCAGGGAACCUAGAGGAAGAGGAAUGGGUACGACCAGUCAUGAAGAGGGAUAAACAGGUUCUUCUGCACUGGGGCUACUAUCCUGACAGUUACGAUACUUGGAUCCCUGCCAGUGAAAUUGAAGCUUCUGUAGAAGAUGCUCCUACUCCUGAGAAGCCUAGGAAGGUUCAUGCCAAGUGGAUUCUGGACACAGACACCUUCAAUGAAUGGAUGAAUGAGGAAGACUAUGAAGUAAAUGAUGACAAGAACCCUGUCUCCCGCCGAAAGAAGAUUUCAGCCAAGACAUUGACAGAUGAGGUCAACAGCCCAGAUUCUGAUCGACGGGACAAGAAGGGUGGGAAUUAUAAGAAGAGGAAGCGUUCCCCUUCUCCCUCACCAACCCCAGAAGCUAAGAAGAAGAAUGCUAAGAAAGGUCCUUCCACACCUUAUACCAAGUCAAAGCGUGGCCACAGAGAAGAGGAACAGGAAGACCUGACAAAGGACAUGGAUGAGCCCUCUCCAGUUCCCAAUGUAGAAGAGGUGACGCUGCCCAAGACAGUCAACACUAAGAAGGAUUCAGAGUCAGCUCCAGUCAAAGGAGGCACCAUGACUGACCUGGAUGAACAGGAGGAUGAGAGCAUGGAGACCACGGGCAAGGAUGAGGAUGAAAGCAGUACGGGGAACAAGGGGGAACAGACCAAGAAUCCAGACUUGCAUGAGGACAAUGUGACUGAACAGACCCACCACAUCAUCAUUCCCAGCUACGCUGCCUGGUUUGACUACAACAGUGUUCAUGCCAUUGAACGGAGGGCUCUCCCUGAAUUCUUUAAUGGCAAGAACAAGUCCAAGACUCCAGAGAUCUACCUGGCCUAUCGAAAUUUUAUGAUUGACACUUACCGGCUGAACCCCCAGGAGUAUCUCACCUCUACUGCCUGCCGCCGAAACUUGGCGGGUGAUGUGUGUGCCAUAAUGAGAGUCCAUGCCUUUCUGGAGCAGUGGGGUCUUAUUAACUACCAAGUGGAUGCUGAGAGUCGACCAACCCCAAUGGGGCCUCCUCCCACCUCUCACUUCCAUGUCUUGGCAGAUACACCAUCAGGGCUGGUGCCUCUGCAGCCCAAGACCCCACAGGGCCGCCAGGUUGAUGCUGAUACCAAGGCUGGGCGGAAGGGCAAAGAGCUGGAUGACCUGGUGCCAGAGACGGCUAAGGGCAAGCCAGAGCUGCAGAGCUCUGCUUCCCAGCAAAUGCUCAACUUUCCUGACAAAGGCAAAGAGAAACCAACAGACAUGCAAAACUUUGGGCUUCGAACAGACAUGUAUACAAAGAAGAACGUACCCUCCAAGAGCAAAGCUGCAGCCAGCGCCACUCGAGAAUGGACAGAACAGGAGACCCUGCUACUCCUGGAGGCCCUGGAAAUGUACAAGGAUGACUGGAACAAAGUGUCUGAGCACGUGGGAAGCCGCACCCAGGACGAAUGCAUCUUGCAUUUUCUUCGCCUUCCCAUUGAAGACCCGUACCUAGAGGACUCAGAGGCCUCCCUGGGACCCCUGGCCUACCAGCCCAUCCCCUUCAGUCAGUCGGGCAACCCUGUUAUGAGCACUGUUGCCUUUCUGGCUUCUGUUGUGGAUCCCCGAGUCGCCUCUGCUGCUGCGAAGUCAGCUCUAGAGGAAUUCUCCAAAAUGAAGGAAGAGGUCCCCACAGCCUUAGUAGAGGCCCAUGUUCGGAAAGUAGAAGAAGCAGCCAAAGUGACAGGCAAGGCAGAUCCAGCCUUUGGUCUAGAAAGCAGUGGCAUUGCAGGAACCACCUCUGAUGAGCCUGAGCGCAUUGGCUCAGAAGAAAGUGGGACUGAUGAGGCCCGGACAGAGAACCAGGCUGCAGAUGAGAAGAAGGAGCCCAAGGAACCCAGAGAAGGAGGAGGGGCUAUAGAGGAGGAAGUGAAGGAGAAAACCAGUGAGGCUCCCAAGAAGGACGAAGAGAAAGGAAAAGAAGGUGACAGCGAGAAGGAGUCAGAGAAGAGUGAUGGGGAACCAAUAGUUGAUCCUGAGAAGGAGAAAGAGCCAAAGGAAGGGCAGGAGGAAGUGUUGAAAGAAGUGGAGUCAGAGGGAGAGAGGAAGACGAAGGUGGAGCGGGACAUUGGUGAAGGCAACCUCUCCACUGCUGCUGCUGCCGCCCUAGCUGCUGCUGCAGUUAAGGCCAAGCACUUGGCUGCUGUUGAGGAGAGAAAAAUCAAAUCUUUGGUGGCCCUGUUGGUGGAGACCCAGAUGAAAAAGUUGGAGAUCAAACUGCGACACUUUGAGGAGCUGGAAACGAUCAUGGACCGGGAGCGAGAAGCACUCGAGUAUCAGAGGCAGCAGCUCCUGGCCGACAGACAAGCUUUUCACAUGGAACAGCUGAAGUAUGCCGAGAUGAGGGCCCGGCAGCAGCACUUCCAGCAGAUGCAUCAGCAGCAGCAGCAGCCACCCCCAAACCUGCCCCCAGGCUCCCAGGCCAUACCCCCCCCAGGGGCUGCUGGGCCACCCUCAGUGCAUGGCCUGCCUGUGGCUCCAGCCUCCAUAGCCCCUGCUCCUGCUGGCAGUGGGGCCCCUCCCGGAAGCUUGGGCCCUUCUGAACAGAUGGGGCAGACAGGGUCAACGACAGGGCCACAGCAGCCACAACCAGCUGGAGGCCCCCAGCCUGGGGCAGUUCCACCAGGGGUACCCCCCCCUGGACCCCACGGCCCCUCACCGUUCCCCAACCAACAAACUCCUCCCUCAAUGAUGCCAGGGGCAGUGCCAGGCAGCGGGCACCCAGGCGUGGCGGGUAAUGCUCCUUUGGGUUUGCCUUUUGGCAUGCCGCCUCCUCCUCCUCCUGCUCCAUCCGUCAUCCCAUUUGGUAGUCUAGCUGACUCCAUCAGUAUUAACCUUCCCCCUCCUAACCUGCAUGGGCAUCACCACCAUCUCCCGUUUGCCCCGGGUACUCUCCCCCCACCUAACCUGCCUGUGUCCAUGGCGAACCCUCUACAUCCUAACCUGCCGGCGACCACCACCAUGCCAUCUUCCUUGCCUCUUGGGCCGGGGCUCGGAUCCGCCGCAGCCCAGAGCCCUGCCAUUGUGGCAGCUGUUCAGGGCAACCUCCUGCCCAGUGCCAGCCCACUGCCAGACCCAGGCACCCCCCUGCCUCCAGACCCCACAGCCCCAAGCCCAGGCACAGUCACCCCUGUGCCACCUCCACAGUGAGGAGCCAGCCAGCCACCUGUCCCUCUCACCUUCCCUGUGGAGAUCACAGUUCCAGGAACAGCCCUCCCCCACCACUGGAACCCUCCCCCAGCCUGGAGAGCUCAUCACUACGUAAGGAAAGCUCCUCCUACCCCUCCACAGCCCCCACCAUGCCCAGCAGAGGCAUGCAUUUUUAUAUUGGAUGAUUCAAGGACUUCUGCUUAAAUAGAUGUUUCUAAUGUCUGGGAGUGAGGAGAGGACAGGAAUCCUGCCUUUAAAGGAAGGGCCGGGGAAAGGUGUUUAUACAAAGUUCUACUUAACCACUUCUAAGGGUGCACCCUCUUUAAAACUACUACUUUUUUUAUGGAUACAAAGAAAAUUAAGCCCUUUAAAAGGAAGUACAGAGAGAUUUUAAAAAGCCACAUUGGAGAUCCCUUCAGUCCACUAAAAAAAUAACCAACUUCUACCUUUUUUUUUUUUUUUUUUUUUUUUUUUGAGGAGUGAGGAUGAGUUUUAAGAAAAGGGAAGUAAGGUUCUGAGUUGAGCUCCGGGGAGUGAAAUAGGGUGCCAAGCCUAUCUCCUCAAGCUCCUCGGUAGCCAACUCCCUCUACCCACUCCACCAGUUCAUCACUCUGAUCUCUCCUGCUGCUUCCUCAGUGUUGCUGUUUAGGCCGCUCAGCUCAGCCAAUAACCCCUUUCCCUCUGAAUGUCAGUUUUGUGUUUGUUUUUAAAAGUCAUCUGCUUA
Molecule: messenger RNA, 4657 nt
Organism: Perognathus longimembris pacificus (Pacific pocket mouse)
Lineage: Eukaryota; Metazoa; Chordata; Mammalia; Rodentia; Heteromyidae
Gene: Smarcc2
Product: SWI/SNF related, matrix associated, actin dependent regulator of chromatin subfamily c member 2
Exons: 29
Coding region: 193-3933 (1246 amino acids)
Biological process (GO): positive regulation of DNA-templated transcription
Cellular component (GO): npBAF complex; nBAF complex; SWI/SNF complex
Molecular function (GO): nucleosomal DNA binding; histone binding
Source: RefSeq, a predicted model, not a curated record